GAUAGAGAAGAGAAACCACUUUAUAAAAAUUUGUUUAACUCUGAAUUUCAAAAUAAUUAUUUUAUUAUGUCAGAUACACUAAACAUACCAUAAUUAUUAUAUUAUUUUUAAACGAUUUAGUAACAAUUUUUUUCCGAGAUCGCCAUGCGCAGAUCGAAAAUAUAUGUGUCAUUCUGCGCAUGUUUUGCUUAGAACAGGGUGUCAUGGGGUGGUGAUAUUAUGGAUAUAUGUUUUUGAUCAGAAUUUUUGAUAUUUGACUUUUCCAGUACAAGUUAACAAAAUAAAAUGCUUUUCUUUCAUAUUUUGUGAUUUUUCUAUGUAUAAUCAUGAAUAUAGAUGAAUAUACUCUUAGGAGAUAUUUAAAAGAGUAUUACAUGAAAAUAUUUCCAUGCAAAUACAUUCAACUUUGGUUAAGCUAUGGCAAUGCUGAGAAAUUUCAUUUACGUGAAUUCUCUUUCACAUCAAUAUUUGAAGAAUUUAGUCGAUACAUAGUAUUCAAUGAUGAGGAAGAAAUGCGUAAAACACUUGCGAGACAAAUUCCAGCAAAACUUGAUGUUGGUCCUGCAUUUAAUAUCAUGCCUAUUUUUAAAAAUAAAGAUAAAUUAAUUCCACUAAAAAAAGAAAUAGUUAUUGAUAUUGAUAUAAACGACUAUGGUGAUAUACGAACAUGCUGUUCUGAUGCUAAACUAUGCAGAAAAUGUUGGAAAUAUAUGGCAAUUGCUUGCAAAAUUAUUGAUACUUCAUUAAGAGAAGACUGGGGUUUUCAAAACAUCUUAUGGGUAUUUUCCGGUAGACGAGGAAUUCAUGCUUGGAUUUGUGAUCCCGAAAUUCAAGAAUAUAGCUCAAGUAAAAGAGCUGGUAUAGCAGAUUUUUUUCAACUGGUAAACAAAAAUGCAUUUGGAAGAUAUAAUGUAAAAAUUAAAAGAAUGAAUCGUUUUAUUGAACGAACGAUAAUUAUGAUCAAUGAAAUUUUUGUACCUAUGUGCGUUGUAGAACAAGAUUUGUUAGGCAAUACAAAUCGUAUAGAGAAAUUUGUAAAUUUGUUGCCAUCAUCGGAAGUUAAACAAGAAGUCGAGAAAUUAUUUCAAGCUCAUACGACUAGUUUAGAUCGGUGGAAUGCUUUUGUUGAUUAUUACCAGACUCAAAUCGAAUCGGGGAAUAAAGUGUGGUUGGAGAAUUCUUAUUUCAUGGAAAAAAUCAAGAUUAUCUAUUGCUAUCCAAGAUUGGAUAGAAAUGUUACUAUAGCUUUCAAUCAUCUUUUAAAAUUACCAUUUUCCAUGCAUCCAAAAACAGGAAAAAUUUCCAUUCCAUUUGAUCCGAAACAAGUUGAUAUUUUUAAUCCGCAAAAAAUACCUACGGUAUGUUCAGUAGUCGAUCAAAAGAAUGAUUUUUUAGAUAGUAACAAAAAUAGCAAAAUCCUCAACUCAAAUAUAAAUGAAUAUUGGGACAAAACUGAUUUAAAAGAUCCUAUAAAUGUAUUUAAAAAAUUUUUAGUAGGUUUAUACAAAACUAGACAUAAAUCAUAAUGCAUUUUUUCAUCAUAAUUUGUUAUUUAAUUAAAUUCUAAUUACAAUUACUAUUAAUUUUAAUGAAAAUAAAAAAUUUAUUUUUUUUACAUCA
Messenger RNA from Chelonus insularis, 1620 nucleotides. Its product is annotated as DNA primase small subunit-like. Bases 327 to 1526 code for a protein of 399 amino acids. Gene Ontology annotation, biological process: DNA replication, synthesis of primer. The transcript is spliced from 5 exons. NCBI's taxonomy places the organism in Eukaryota, Metazoa, Arthropoda, Insecta, Hymenoptera, Braconidae. The record is from RefSeq and is a predicted model, not a curated record. Gene Ontology annotation, cellular component: alpha DNA polymerase:primase complex.